This is a messenger RNA of Hylaeus anthracinus, 4097 nucleotides long. RefSeq names its product E3 ubiquitin-protein ligase RNF123-like. The coding region runs from base 378 to 4097 and encodes 1239 amino acids. The record is from RefSeq and is a predicted model, not a curated record. The transcript is spliced from 10 exons. Gene Ontology annotation, molecular function: ubiquitin-protein transferase activity; protein binding. Gene Ontology annotation, cellular component: cytoplasm. NCBI's taxonomy places the organism in Eukaryota, Metazoa, Arthropoda, Insecta, Hymenoptera, Colletidae.
AUAAAAUAGUUAUCGCAUUCCUCGCGCAUGCUUGCUUGCCAACAAUAAAAUAUUUUUGACAGUUGCCACAUCGAUCGAACACCGCAAUUGUAUUCCUAACUUCAUUUCAAAUUUGAUUAACGCUACAUGUUAAAUUGCUUCAUGCACGAUCCUCUGUUUUCUUGUCCUGAAUAAAAUGGGUCUAGUUUUUAUUGAUAUUUAAGCAACUGAACAGAAAAAUAGUACAAUGCUGAUCGUUAUAUCUUGUGUGUCACAAUAUUGGCUACCUGUUCGUUCUUUAUGAACAAAUUGUCCUGCACAAUUGAAUUUUCUAAAUUCUGAAAUUUUUUUACCGUUUAAAUGUUUUCAAUGACAGCGAUAGAUGAAAACUUUCAGACAUGGAGGUUGACGAAAUUAUCAAAGACAUUUUCGGUUUGAAUGUGUAUUUAGGGCUUAUAGAUGCAAACUCAACUGAAGAAAGUUCAAAGGGUUCUAGAGUACCACAUGGAUUCACCUUGGUAAAUAACUAUAUCGAAACUACCUUAUCAAAGAAUGCACUGACACAGAAUGUUGAGGAUAUCAGAGUUGGUCGAAUCGGCCCGAGCACUGUCAAAUUUGACAAGUCUACAUACCAAGGACCCUGCCUCAUUUCUCCAGAUAGACUUGGUAUUCACUCUUUAAGCAACUUCAGUACGAUAAGAGCGAAUACUGCUGUAUACAAAGGAAAAUGGAUGUAUGAACUGGAACUUGGCUCAAAUGGUGUUAUGCAAGUUGGCUGGAGCACUAUUAAGUGCGAAUUUAAUCAGAAAUGUGGAGUUGGGGAUACUAUCAACUCAUAUGCUUACGAUGGAAAUCGUAUUAGAAAGUGGAAUGUAACUAUUCACAAAUAUGGAGAAGCGUGGUUGACGGGUGAUAUUAUUGGAUGCGCGAUAGACAUGGAUAAUGGAACUAUUGAUUUCUAUAGAAAUGGCAGACAUUUAGGAAGAGCCUUUGAAAACAUAUCAAUGGGUCCUGGUUUUGCCUACUUUCCUACAGUCAGCCUUGUGUUAUCAGAAAAGUUAACAGCAAAUUUUGGUUCUAUGCCAAUGCGCUAUCCUAUAGAAGGAUACGAGCCCCUGCAAGCAGCGCCCGAAAAAGAAAUAAUUCAAGCUACGCAGCUAUUUAAAUGGCUCUCGAGAAUAGUGGAAUUAAUAAAUGCACAGCAGAACAUGGACGAACAGAAGAUGUUACAUAAUGAAAAUAUAAGUCUCGAAGUUUUUUUAAUGUGUCUUUCGAGAUCUGUUUUGAAGCAUUUAGGAUCUCUAAUUACCUUACCGUAUAUUACGGCACAUAUUUCAGUCCCAUUUUUACAACGACUAUCCGAAUUGAAAACAGAUUCAUCAAAAGAAUCUAUGUAUUCUUGUAUGUUGUUCACUUGCUUAGAUUUAUUGUGGACAUUUCUCGAAGACCAUGAAAUGAAGGCGUUCUUAGAGAGUACACUACUUUGUUUAUUAUCUGCAUUCAGACAUGUUACUUCCUUAUUGGAGUAUCUCGAUCAUUGUAAAAGUUUACUUCUGUUGACGAAAAUCUGCAAACAUACGACGACUCGUCAGUAUUUACUGCAAUAUUUACUUUUCGAUCGAGUAAGAUUCGUAGAUUUCAUGCAUGUUAAACCGAUGGAUGAGGGAGGUUUGGCUGACGUUGUCAGUAAAGUGUGGUGGGAAAUGAAUUCUGUGGAUUCAACGAUCGAAGCGAACAAAGCAAGUUACCUGGAUACGUGCGAGAAAAUUAGAGCUGCCGUAUCUGAAGUAGAAGAAGUGCAAGUGGAAUUACUGCUGACGCUUCUCGAUAAUUCUGAUGGGAACGAUAAGAGGCCAACCUCGAGGACUAUAUUUUUACGAAGAUUCAAACGUUUUGUACAGGAUAAUCUUGAAUUGAGUCGUACUCCCCUACCAAUCACGUUAUGUUGUUUCCACCGACUCCUGGUUGCAUUCAGAAUUUUGUGGAAUAUCGAAGUAGGAACAUCUCCUGUUUACAUGCCUUGCAGGGCAUUCUACGACGCAUCGAUCGAUUACUCUAGAACUGAGAGAUUGGGAGGAGUUUUGUCUCACUUGAGUAAAACGUUCAGAAGCGAUUUGCUAGAACAGUUAGGACCCGAUCAUGAAGUGAUAACUGCGCUGGAACAAUCUUCGUCGGAUUCGUCGAAUGCGCAUAACAGAACAACCAGAGUAGUGGAUUUACGUGCACUUUCGCCAGGGCUUGUUCGAGCAAUCCAUGUCAGCUCAUCGAUACAAGCGAAUUCGGUGAUUUAUGAAAGACUUGGAUAUUUAAGGGAAGAUAGAAGUUCCAUGCCCUUAGGCCUUGUAGAUGCAACCGUAUCUUUGCUCAGAAUGCUCGAUACCAUUAUUUUAUUCUAUCACAUAGUAGCGAAGAAGCAGUUAGCGAGCGUUGCAAACUUUAGAAACAGAAUGUCAGAAUUUAUCACCGCUAUGCAAGAGACGAAAGGACGACUAGAGCAAAUAAAGAAGAAGAAGGACUUCGAGUCCCAAUCUAUUCAACAAGAACUGUCGAGAACGCUCAACGUCUUCAAUACUAAAUUAAUCGAACAAGCAAGGUACAUGGCAUGGGUACGCGCUGUUGUUUACUCUGAACAGAAGCAAUCGCAACUAGCCUGGCUUCUAGGAGUAGUCACGUUCACUUUAAAAAACUCUAGCAAAGAAGGAAACUUGUUUAGUUUCGUGCCAGAUUUUUUUUUGGAAGCGCUGGCCGACUUGUUCGUUAGUUUACGGAAUCACAUGCACCCAACGGUGCGUAUCGAGAACAUCCCAGAUUAUCGAGAAAUGCUAUCAGACAUAGCUGAGUUUCUCUGCGAGCAUUUCAUGGAUCCUCGUAUAGUAAAUGCGAAUUCGAAAAGUACGUUACUUUUAACACUGGCUGGGUUUGUGUGCAAUUCCCUUACCUUGGAAAUAUUGGAAAACGUGCCAGAAGAAAGUCGAAUAAAAGUUGUUAUAAAUCUGUUAAAUUCGUAUGAGAAUAGAGCAUGGGCAGAGUCAAAUUGGAUUCUAGUUAGAUUUUGGCAAGGCAACGGCUUCGCCUUUCGACAUAAGGAAAGUAUACAUCUCUCGAAGAGAGUUGGACCAAGAUUGCUUCAGCACGAAUCGAUUUCUCAGCCUAUAAGACCAUGUCCAUCGACUGUAUAUCAAGAUCACAUAAAAGAUAUAUUACUAAGAAAUCCACAAAUAUCCACCAAGUUUUUAAAUUCCUUACUGAAUCAGUUGAACUGGGCUCUCUCUGAGUUUAUCGGGAUGAUACAAGAGAUUCAUAAUGUUUCCUCGCGACCCGAAAGAGUCUUCAUCGAUUCCAGGCAGUUGAAAAUUUGUGCUACGUGCUUCGAUUUAACAAUUUCCCUGUUGAGAGUUUUAGAGAUGAUCACUACAGUGGUUCCGAGCAUCUUUAUCGAUUCAACGCAGUCUUCCAGUGAGAAUUUGCUGUCCAGACUAUGCCAAUUACUCUGCCAAGUAUUGAACAGAAUAAGUUUACCAACCAGUUGCUUCCAACACGUUGUAUUAUUAGAAAUACCUAAUUUGGAAUCUGUGGAUCAUUUUCCAAUAUUGGCAGCAGUCACUGGUAUCCUGUUGGCUUUGCUUAAAGAAGAUAUGACCGAUUAUAAACUGAAAAAGUUAACGGAAGUACCAAAGGUCACGCAAACCUUGCUGAUGGAACCCAGUUUCCAAAUAAGUUCUCUCCACUUUUUGUUGGGUGAUACAAUGCCUAAAAGUAAAACGGAACAAAAUGCAAAGACAUUUUCGUUUGCAAACUAUCCAGAUUGUGUAACGAAGGAAGAAUUGAAAAAAGUUAAAGAUAUGAUUGAAUAUUUGGACGAGUGUCGUGCCAUCUUACCAGAAUUGAAAAUAUUAAGCGAUGAUGAUGAUACUUGCACGAUUUGUUAUGCGUACCCUGUAGCGGUGACGUUCAAACCCUGUGGUCAUCAAACAUGUCGCAAUUGCAUCGAGAGACACCUUCUGAACACCAGAGAGUGCUUUUUUUGCAAGGUGACUAUUGAUCAAGUCGUGGAUCUUUCUGGCAACACACUAUACAAUUUUAUCGAUGAAAAUCUAAAUUCGUCAGAAUUAUCUUAA